AUGUGGACGGUUCUUUAUGAUAUGGUUUACGCCCACAUGGAUAUCAACGAUGAUGCGGGAGUUGGUAUAAAAAGUAUUGCCUUAAAACACAAGGCGAAUACGAAAUUUAUUCUGGCAGGGCUAGCGGCCAGCAUGGUGGGACUGUUAGCUGGGGCUGGAGUUGCUACCGGAGCUGGCAUCACAUUCUACGCCAUUAGCUGUGGGGGAGCAACAUUGACGCUUGGUGCUAUGAUCAAACGCGUCAGACUCAAGGAUCCAGGGAACAUAUGGUGGUGGUUUUGCAACAACUGUUGGAUGACCGGCGGUGUCAUCAGUCUUGGGCUUGCUAUUGAUUAUAGUUUGAACUAUAUUGAAGACCAAAGCGAAGGACGUCUUAAUUGA
Molecule: messenger RNA, 381 nt
Organism: Fusarium odoratissimum NRRL 54006
Lineage: Eukaryota; Fungi; Ascomycota; Sordariomycetes; Hypocreales; Nectriaceae
Product: 4-hydroxybenzoate hexaprenyltransferase
Exons: 1
Coding region: 1-381 (126 amino acids)
Biological process (GO): ubiquinone biosynthetic process
Cellular component (GO): mitochondrial inner membrane
Molecular function (GO): 4-hydroxybenzoate polyprenyltransferase activity
Source: RefSeq, a predicted model, not a curated record